Messenger RNA from Drosophila ficusphila, 1131 nucleotides. RefSeq names its product zinc finger protein 723. The transcript has a single exon. Bases 608 to 1084 code for a protein of 158 amino acids. The record is from RefSeq and is a predicted model, not a curated record. Gene Ontology annotation, molecular function: DNA-binding transcription factor activity, RNA polymerase II-specific; RNA polymerase II cis-regulatory region sequence-specific DNA binding. Gene Ontology annotation, biological process: regulation of DNA-templated transcription. NCBI's taxonomy places the organism in Eukaryota, Metazoa, Arthropoda, Insecta, Diptera, Drosophilidae.
UUGAUUCGUUUAAGCAGAAAGCCCUUGCCUAACGCAUUUAACUAGGUUUAAAAUUCGACAAAGUGGGCGAAUUUAAUUGGCACAAUUGUAAAUAUUUAAACGGUAUUGAAAGAUCCUCAGUGAAACUGUUUAGCUGCAACCUUUGUUUCCCCAUUCAUACGCACUUGUUUUUAAUAGAAUAUUGUUUGCCACAAAUCAAAAACCCAAACCUAGACAUUAACUAUAUUUUAAAAGACAAAAAUGCUUCCGACAACCAAGUCGAUUUCGGUCGAGUCCUGUGAAUCUGAAACCGGAAGAGAACGCUGCGGAUGAACUUUUAUUCCGGCAAGCGGAGGUGGCUUACACUCGAAUAGGAAAUCCCCCUUUUUGGAGAUGGGCGGUUUUCGCGGUUAACCUUUUUCUAUUGAUAAAUAUAACAGAAUCUGAUUCACAAAAACAAUGAGCCUGCAUUGGCCGCGUUUAAAUUUAGCCAAACAAUUUGGUUGUUUUGACAGCAAUUAAUCGGUCGACUGCUGCUGCUGCAGCGGCCAAAUGCCAAGUGUUAAGGCGUAAAUCAGUGCGUCUAACAAUAGUGCCGGCGAUUAGAUUUGGCACACGCGAUGCGACCAUGUCGUCGGAACAUCCAACUCCAAGUGCGGAUGCUCGGCGGCUGCUCAUGUGCGAGUUCUGCGGCUAUCGGACGGGAGUCUCUUGGAACCUGCAGGUGCAUCGGCGACGACACACUGGCGAGAAGCCUUUCAGAUGCGAAACCUGCCAGGCGAGCUUCUCUGCCAGUUAUCAGUUGAAAACUCAUCUAGAACGACACUUGGACGCCGGGGAACGUCGUUUGAAGCACAUUUGCACCGAUUGUAAUGUGGGAUUCUCCAGUUCCCGCGCUCUUUACCACCAUAAGCCACUUCACGAGGAUGAGAAACGCUACAAAUGCUCGAUGUGCGACAAAUCGUUUGCCCAGGCAGCGGGCUAUGCCCAGCACAAGAGGAUCCAUCGCCGAAGAAUUCAAAGAGUUACGGAAUUCAAGAGCUCCUUUAAUGUAAAUCCAAAACAACCGCAGAAUGUUGAGGAAAAAGCCAAUGUGCAGAACUGACUUUCGGCAGCGUUAGUUUAUUUCGUUUCAUUAAAUUCGAAAAAGUA